AGGUUUAAGAGGCGAGACAUAAAGGAAAGUGCAUUUGAAGCGGUGAGAGGGUGAGAGAUGGGUCAGGCAUUUCGUCGAGCAUCUGGAAGAAUACGAGCUUCCUCCGAAGCCGAUAUUCCCAAACCUAAGAAGGUCGUCGAUCCACCGCCGCCACGGAAGGUGGAUGUUUCCAAGGCCACCGCACAACCGCAGGACACACUAAACGCCGAUGGUGGCUCUAAAGUUAACUUGGAGAAUGUUCUGGAAGAAAGAGAUCCAAAAUACGAUGCCAUGCUUGGUCAAAUGCUUGGUAGAAUUACUGCAAAACCUGGGGGGAAACCCGAAAUGGGUGAGGCUUUUGUGGUAGAGAAAUCUAAGAGGCCUAUGCCAAAGUUGCGAGAUACAAAACCGGAUUCUGGUAGGUAUGAAGAAAGGCCUGUUCCUACAGGCAAUUUGAAUGUGGCUCAGUUGCGCCAUAUCUUCCUCUUGCAUGAGGGCAGGGAUGAAGAUCACAGAGGACCAAUGGACGUCCACAAGAUUGCUGAAAAGUUCCGGAUUGAAGCCGUGCAGAUUCAGAGGAUCUUCCAGUUCCUGUCACUCCCUCCGGAAAAUAGCAACCAAGAAAAAAACAAAUCAUCAAGAUAAAGCUCUACAAGCAUAGCUAACAGGUUUGUUUGACAGGGGAUAGCUUUGAGUGCAUUUGUGGGAGGAUGAGUUUCAAUAAGGGUUUGGUAUGACCAACAAUGUUCUUUGUUCUUUCUUCUAUGCUACCAAGUUUUAGUGGCAACAUUUUUUUCAUUCAAAGCUCUAAAGUCUUAACAGCAGCAGCUUAAGCUAUCUUACUCUGUAAGAUACUGUACUUGUAAUGUAAUUUCUUAUAGGAGAGUUACCUGAAAUAUAUGGUUAGAUUUCUUUCUUUUUA
This is a messenger RNA of Arachis duranensis, 901 nucleotides long. RefSeq lists its product as uncharacterized. The record is from RefSeq and is a predicted model, not a curated record. The transcript has 3 exons. The coding region runs from base 58 to 624 and encodes 188 amino acids. Lineage: Eukaryota; Viridiplantae; Streptophyta; Magnoliopsida; Fabales; Fabaceae.